GUGCAUGCAACACGCCUUAUACGGCAACGUAGCACACGGGCGUGCCUGGAUCAGCUUCGGGUGGUCCGCAUUUUGACUGCUUCAUGCAGCUGCAAGGUGGAACAAAGUGUCGGAGUCGGUUGGUGUCACGCUGGCGCAUGCCCAAUGUAUCCAUAUAGAGUCGAGCACACUCCGAUAUCUCACAAACCCUACGGACUCCCCACUGUUGUUCGUCGCGCGCUCGCUCUCACACUCGCUCUCACACUCGCUCUCACACUCGCUUGUUGCUGGGCGAACGUCGUGCAUUCUUCAACGUCACACUGGCUUUUCGACCACCUUGCCCAACUUCCGCGCUGAAGCAAAACCAGAAACUACUCGCUUACUCCCUCUAACCAUCAUCAGCAUGAAGCCCAUCAUUACGCUUGCAGUAGCGACCUUCGCCGCUCUUGUGGCAGCCCAGCAAGGUCCGACAUACGUCAACGGAACCUUCCUCUGUCCCGACCCCGACGGCAGCUACUGCGCCGCGAGCAAUAUCAUCAUCCGCUGCAACAACGGCACGGGAGAAGCGGGCAACUGCAACGAUAACUUGGCCGGCGAGCCACCUACUGACGUCUUCUUCGCGGAAUGCUUCUCCUGCGGUACCAACAGCAGCCAGUCAGCGUGCAGUAAGCAAGGCAUCGUCUAUCCCGGCUCUGGAAGCGGACUCGGCAGUACUCCGUUCUCGGCGAACGACACCUCGGUCUGCGCUGCCUCGCCACCAACUCCCUAUGGCUCCAACACGACAACAACAAGCAGCGCGCCAUUCAACAACGGUACGAGUACAAGCAUAACCGCAAGUGCGAGCAACACGAGCUUUGUUACCACAAGUGCCAGCACCACGCCAGUCUUCAUCAGCACGAACCCAGGCGGGCCAGUUAUUCUCGCUAGCUCCACGCCCACACAAAGUGCUUCGCAGUCGAGUGCUUCGAGCGCGCCCAAUUCAUCAAGCAGCGGGGCACCGGCGUAUACGGGCGCUGCCUCUGGAAGUGUAUACUCUGGCGCAGGGGCGGUUGUUGGCUUCGUGGCGGUGUUGGCCGGAUUUGCAGGGUUGUGAGCGCUGAUUAAGGCGCAGGUCAGUAAUGGCCUCGAACAUAAUGUAUUUGGCUGAGCGUAGUAGUAC
Messenger RNA from Baudoinia panamericana UAMH 10762, 1138 nucleotides. RefSeq lists its product as uncharacterized. NCBI's taxonomy places the organism in Eukaryota, Fungi, Ascomycota, Dothideomycetes, Mycosphaerellales, Teratosphaeriaceae. The coding region runs from base 383 to 1072 and encodes 229 amino acids. The transcript is spliced from 3 exons. The record is from RefSeq and is a predicted model, not a curated record.